AUGCAAAAUCAGAUAAACACUAUUCCAUUGGUAGAUGCCAAUUCAUUACGAUCAGCACAAUACGCCGCUGUUGCAAAUAUGCUGCACCUCAACUCACCUGAAGGUGGACCAACUGAGAGCAAUAAUCCUGAAAAUAUCGUCUGGAAAGUGUUAAUCUUCGAUAAAUUUGGCCAAGACAUCAUUUCCUCGAUCAUGCGUGUGAAUGAUCUUCGCGAAAAUGGAGUGACAGUACACAUGCUUUUGUCCCAAGACAGAUCACCUUUGCCCGAUGUACCUGCUGUUUACUUUGUAGAGCCUACUUCAGAAAAUAUUAAGAAGAUUUGUGAGGAUUUGAGUCGUAAUUUGUAUGAUUCAUAUUACAUCAACUUUUGCUCAACUAUAUCUCGCCCUGUCUUGGAAGAAUUCGCAACAACCACAAUCAAUGACAAUACCUCAGACAUGGUGAACCAGGUUUAUGAUCAAUAUCUUAAUUUUAUUUGCACAAACCCCAACGUAUUCUCUCUUAAUCAACCACAAACAUUCAUCAACUUGAACAACCCAACUGCCAGCGAAUCGUUAAUUGAAGAAACAAUCGACAAGACCGUCAAUGCAUUAUUCUCAGUCAUUGUUACCAUGGGCGUCAUUCCCAUCAUUCGUUGUCCCAGAGGAAAUGCCGCUGAGAGCAUUGCCAACAAACUCGAUAGCAAGCUACGUGAUCAUGUCAUGAACAGCAGAACCAACUUAUUUUCAGAAAACAAUUCUGCCAAUUUGCAACGCCCUGUUCUCAUUUUGUUGGAUCGAAGCAUGGAUUUGACUCCUAUGUUGAGUCAUUCCUGGACUUACGAAGCACUCAUUCAUGAUGUACUCUCAAUGAAGCUGAAUCGUAUCACUAUCGAAGGCGGCGAACCUGGAUCCAAAAAGAAGAGUUAUGAUCUCGAUGCCAAAGAUUUCUUUUGGUCCAAAAAUGCAUCCAGUCCAUUCCCACAAGUAGCUGAGGAUAUCGACAUUGAGUUGAACAAAUACAAAAAGGACGCUGCUGAAAUCACUGGCAUUAGUGGCGUGUCUUCCUUAGAAGAUGUUGGGAAUAUUGACAUGUCUUCCAACACCAAGUUGCUCAAAUCAGCCAUCACUGCUCUGCCUGAAUUGACAGCAAGAAAAGCAACCUUGGAUAUGCACAUGAAUGUCGCUACUGCGCUGCUGAAUGAUAUCAAGGAUAGACAAUUGGAUAAUUUCUUUCAAAUCGAGGAAAGCAUCACUAGACAAAACAAAAAUACGUUACUGGAAACUAUUCGCGAUGUGGAAAAGAAGAAUCCCGAGGAUAAAAUGAGAUUGUUUUUGAUUUAUUACUUGUCGACAGUGGAGGAGCUUCCAAAGGACGAUAUGGAAGCUUACGAAAAAGCUCUCUCUGAAGCAGGAUGUGAUAUGGAGCCAUUGAAUUACAUCAAAAAAGUGCGCGCUUUGAUGCGUAUGACAUCUAUGAUUUCAGCACCCUCUCAACCACAAACUGGCUUUUCACAAGCUGAUUUGUUCCGUGGUUUCAGCAGCAUUGGUAACAAGUUGACUGACAGAUUGAAGGAAGGUGGUUUAGGUGGUGGUUUUGAGAACCUGUUGUCAGGCGUCAAGAACUUACUGCCUACCAGCAAAGAGUUGGUGGUCAGUAAAAUUGUCUCUGAUAUCAUGACACCACCACAAAACGAAGCAUCAAAAGCAAGCGACUACUUGUAUUUUGAUCCAAAGGUCAGCAAGAACUCUAGAUCUCCUCGUCAGCACAAGGUUGCAUUCCAGGAAGCCAUCGUUUUCGUUGUUGGUGGCGGUAAUUAUGUCGAAUACCAAAACUUGCAAGAGCUUGCAACACAAAAUAAUGGUAAAAAGAUUACAUAUGGCUCUACUGAUAUUUUGUCCCCUCACCAAUUCUUGGAGCAACUGGCUACUCUUGGAAAAGAAAGCUCAUUGGCAUAA
Messenger RNA from Mucor velutinosus, 1938 nucleotides. RefSeq lists its product as uncharacterized. Gene Ontology annotation, cellular component: cytosol; Golgi membrane. The coding region runs from base 1 to 1938 and encodes 645 amino acids. The transcript has 7 exons. Lineage: Eukaryota; Fungi; Mucoromycota; Mucoromycetes; Mucorales; Mucoraceae. Gene Ontology annotation, biological process: intracellular protein transport; endoplasmic reticulum to Golgi vesicle-mediated transport. The record is from RefSeq and is a predicted model, not a curated record. Gene Ontology annotation, molecular function: syntaxin binding.